Amphiprion ocellaris (clown anemonefish) is the source of this 579-nucleotide messenger RNA. It is a transcript of the gene snrpe, whose product is annotated as small nuclear ribonucleoprotein polypeptide E. Bases 136 to 414 code for a protein of 92 amino acids. Gene Ontology annotation, molecular function: RNA binding. The transcript has 5 exons. Gene Ontology annotation, biological process: spliceosomal snRNP assembly; mRNA splicing, via spliceosome. The record is from RefSeq and is a predicted model, not a curated record. Gene Ontology annotation, cellular component: U4/U6 x U5 tri-snRNP complex; U4 snRNP; U1 snRNP. Lineage: Eukaryota; Metazoa; Chordata; Actinopteri; Pomacentridae.
UAACCAUCACACGAGGAAGGACACACCCGCCAUUGAGUCACAUUCACAACGUGAGGCAAACGUUGGAGUGCAACUUGUCAAAAACGUGCAUUUUUUAAAAAAUUAUAUACCUAUCGCUGGUAUUUUGUCGGAAGGAUGGCGUACAGAGGACAAGGACAGAAGGUCCAGAAGGUUAUGGUACAGCCCAUUAACCUCAUUUUCAGGUACCUACAAAAUCGCUCACGGAUCCAGGUCUGGUUGUAUGAACAGGUGAACAUGCGGAUAGAAGGCUGCAUUAUCGGUUUUGAUGAGUACAUGAACCUGGUUCUAGAUGAUGCAGAGGAAGUCCACAUGAAGACUAAGAACAGAAAGCCACUGGGGCGGAUCAUGUUGAAAGGAGACAACAUUACCUUGCUGCAAAGUGUGUCCAACUAGUGUCAACAGAGACGACUACAAAUCUUACCUUUCCUAGAAAGAAAUUUCUCUCUUUUUUUUUUUUCCCAGAUGUUAAGUAUGUUUGUGUUUGUAUGACAUGAAUAUUGUAAUGGUUUCUUUCUAUCACAUGGUUCCAUUUUGAGAAUAAAGCUUUUUUUUCUUACA